UCCAAAUUGUGGUUUAAUCAUUGCCUAACCUGUUGAUCCAUUUGAUGAUCAGUGUUUAAAGUAACAACAUCAAAACAAUAGUAUUAAUUUUUUUAGUUCACCUUUGAGUUGACCUUUAAUUUUGUUUCUCUUUAAUUAUGUUGGGCUUUAUUGAUUCAGCGGAUUCUCACUUGAUGAGUACCCGAUCUUGUGGUGCUUGUAGUUUACAUUCCAGCCAUCGACAUGCACUGGAAGAGAUCAGAAAAGUGCCCAUCAGUAAGCGACAGAUUUUAUGUUUGAUCGCCUUGGCCUAUGGUAACUUUUGUGUCGCCGCGUGUGUUUCCCUUCAAGCUCCGUUUUUCCCCGCCGAAUGUGACAACAAAGGUGUUUCGUCUCAAGUCUACGGCCUGAUUUUUGGAAUCUAUGAGUUGGUCAUAUUGACUGCAAGUCCGAUUUUCGGCAAAAUGUUCGCUUAUGUUUCUCCCAAUUUCUUCCUCGAAUCUGGUCUUUUUCUCGCCGGUAUCACCACGGUGCUUUUCGGAAUUCUGGACAGAAUAGCCGAUUCCCUGCAGUUCACCGUUUUGGCUUUUUCUCUGAGAAUCUUUGAAGGUGCUGGAGCAGCGGCAUUUCUCACCUCAUGUUACACCAUCAUGCCAUUAGAAUUUCCUGAUCAUAUUUCAUUUCUUUUCGCUCUCUUGGAGACCUUUUUUGGUCUUGGACUAAUCGUCGGUCCAACGGUUGGUGGAGCUCUUUUUGAGGUCGGUGGCUACAUUACGCCCUUUGCUGUGUUGGGAACCUGUAUGAUUCUGGGCAGUUUAGUUAGCAUAAUCUUGUUGCCCAAAUCAGGUGGUGUCACCCAAAGUAAAUCGCCGAGUGUGUUUGCCUUUCUUUGUGACAUUGGUACUCUUCUGGAUGUCCUGACAAUCGCUGGUUGUUUGAAUUUGAUCGGUUUCAACGCAGCGACACUUGAACACCAUUUAAGACAAUUUAACCUUUCGCCAACAAAAAUUGGGUCUAUUUUCAUCAUAACGGGAUCCGUUUACGCUUUGACCAAUCCUUUGUGGGGUAAAUUGGGUGAAUACAAGUUUGAUGCUCGAUGGAUGUCGAUCCUUGGAACGGCGAUUAACAUUGUCGGUUUAUUGUUCAUGGGACCAGCUGAUUUUCUACCAAUCGAACCUCAACUUUGGCUUGUAAUUGUCUCUCUCAUCAUCGUCGGAAUUGGAAUGGCUGCUAAGCAGGUUAGCGCUUACAUCGCUUGUCUGAACGACACAAUUAACCGAAGAGGUUAUCCAAACGAGACAUCAACUUAUGCUCUGGUUUCGGCUACAAAUUUCUCAUCCUGUUCGGCUGGAGCAUUUCUUGGACCAUCAGUCGGUGGUUAUCUUUUAGGAACCAUCGGUUAUCGAGCAUCGACUCAGGUCAUCCUUGGAUUCGAAAUAUUAACGCUAAUCCUUCUCGUACUUUAUAAACUCUGCGGAUCUUAAUCAGGUGGUUGAACCAUAAUCUUAACAUUUUGUAAUUUAACUUAAUUCAAAUUUAAGAGGAAAAUCAAUUUAAAAAAUCUCUUGAAUUAUUUAAUCAUUUUAUUUACUUUAUCUUUUAUUUUUAUUCUAUUAAAUUAUUUUUUUAUUGUAAUUUUACUUAACUAAUAUAAUAAACUAUUCAUAAAAAUGUUACAAAUCAAAA
Panonychus citri (citrus red mite) is the source of this 1665-nucleotide messenger RNA. Its product is annotated as MFS-type transporter SLC18B1-like. The transcript is spliced from 7 exons. Gene Ontology annotation, molecular function: transmembrane transporter activity. The record is from RefSeq and is a predicted model, not a curated record. Lineage: Eukaryota; Metazoa; Arthropoda; Arachnida; Trombidiformes; Tetranychidae. Bases 138 to 1463 code for a protein of 441 amino acids. Gene Ontology annotation, biological process: transmembrane transport.